AUGGAGGAUGCACACGCCGUCGUCCUCGACCUGCAAGCCCAACACCUAGACAAGGCUCACCACCCUACCGACCCUGAUAAGCGUUUAUCCUUUUUUGGCGUCUACGACGGCCACGGCGGUGAUAGGGUCGCCCUGUUUGCGGGAGACAAUGUCCACCGCAUCAUUACUCAACAAGCCGCUUUUGCAGAAGGGGAUAUUGAGCAGGCUAUGAAGGAUGGCUUUUUGGCGACUGAUAGGGCCAUUCUGGAAGAUCCAAAAUACGAGGAAGAAUUCUCAGGUUGCACAGCGUCUGUUGCGGUCAUUUCAAAGGAUAAAAUCAUAGUGGCGAAUGCUGGAGACUCAAGAUCCGUACUGGGAGUCAAGGGAAGGGCGAAACCUCUAUCUUUCGAUCACAAGCCACAAAACGAGGGUGAAAAAGCUCGAAUAAGUGCUGCUGGCGGCUUCGUUGAUUACGGCAGAGUCAAUGGUAACCUCGCGCUCUCCCGUGCGCUGGGUGAUUUUGAAUUUAAGAAGAGCGCGGAUCUCACGCCGGAACAGCAGAUCGUCACUGCGUAUCCUGAUGUAACUACACAUGAGAUUGCAGAAGAUGAUGAGUUCCUUGUGAUUGCUUGCGAUGGCAUCUGGGAUUGCCAGACCUCACAGGAGGUUAUUGAGUUUGUUAGACGGGGUAUUGCUGCGAAGCAGGAGUUACAUCGGAUUUGUGAAAAUAUGAUGGAUAAUUGCUUGGCUUCUACUACCGAAGGCGGGGGUGUGGGCUGCGAUAAUAUGACGAUGAUCAUCGUUGGGCUGCUCCAGGGUAAGACUAAGGAGGAGUGGUACAAGUGCAUUGCAGACCGAGUUGCAAGUGGCGACGGCCCUUGCGCCCCACCUGAAUAUGCUGAAUUCCGAGGUCCUGGCACCCGCCGCCGUCAACUCGCCGAAGCCCGACGCGCCUUUGAAUCCGACAACGACCCGCAAUUCGGUAGUAGUUCAGGUAGAGUCAUCCUGUUAGGUAAUGGCCGCCAAUUGCUAACCCACUUCAACAACGUUGAUUAUGAUUCCUCCGAUGAGGAGGAUUGUUAUAAUAUGUUCGAUAAUGACGAGGAUGAGGAGGAUGAGGAUGAGGAUGAGGAUGAGGAUGACGAUCUUGAGAGCCAGGUGCGUAAAGGCGAUGCGAAAUCCGCUGCAGAUGAUACCGUCAAAGGGCCGGGAGGAAGCCCGGAAUCCCAACGACAGCAACAACAGCAACAGCAACAAUCGAAUCGCCAAGGUACCCCUAACACGCAGUCGGAGUCACCUGCUGUAAUCUCUGCAUCCCCAUCCUCGACGACCCCCAAUGAUGUUUUGCCUGGCAGAGAGAAACCGUCUACGUCAUGAUUUGGUUUUUUUUUCCCUUUCUCCUUCUAACCCAUUUGUUCCUAAAUUUAACUGGCUACUUGCUUCCAUUAUUUUGAACCCUUUUUUUCCCUUUCC
This is a messenger RNA of Histoplasma capsulatum G186AR, 1452 nucleotides long. Its product is annotated as phosphatase 2C Ptc3. Gene Ontology annotation, molecular function: cation binding; protein serine/threonine phosphatase activity. The transcript is spliced from 6 exons. Bases 1 to 1356 code for a protein of 451 amino acids. NCBI's taxonomy places the organism in Eukaryota, Fungi, Ascomycota, Eurotiomycetes, Onygenales, Ajellomycetaceae. The record is from RefSeq and is a predicted model, not a curated record. Gene Ontology annotation, biological process: protein dephosphorylation.